Protopterus annectens (West African lungfish) is the source of this 758-nucleotide messenger RNA. Its product is annotated as snaclec rhodocetin subunit delta-like. The transcript has 7 exons. The record is from RefSeq and is a predicted model, not a curated record. Gene Ontology annotation, molecular function: signaling receptor activity. Bases 15 to 539 code for a protein of 174 amino acids. Lineage: Eukaryota; Metazoa; Chordata; Ceratodontiformes; Protopteridae.
GGGCAACUAGAAAGAUGAAGAACCUGCUAAUACAAACGAUCACCCUGCUCACUCUCAUGCUCUGUGGUGAUAUGGCUGAAAGUGCAGCGGAAAACUGCCUUUGUCUUCAAGGGGCCUGUCCAAUGUACUGGUACCAGUACAAGGAUUCAUGCUAUAGGCCUGUGAUGAUUCAAAUGAGCUGGCCAGAUGCUGAAAUUUAUUGCCAGAACAAAUUCCAGGGAGCUCAUUUGGCAUCAGUUCACAGCCUUGAAGAAAACAAUUUCAUUUUUGUUUUGAUGGGAAGAUUAUCUGACUAUGCAAAGAAAGAAGCCUACUGGAUUGGAGCUCAUGAUUUUUUUAAGGAGGGGUUGUUCGCGUGGACAGAUGGAACAGAAAUGGACUACCAAAUAUUUGGACCUAAUCAGCCUGACAAUGCUAGGGAAGGAGAAAGUUAUGUUGGGACCUGGAGUGUUGAAGAUGGUACUGUAACUUGGAAUGACUACCCUUACAAUCCUAUAUACUUCUUCCCUUUCGUGUGCAAGUCCAAAAUAUCACACUGAUAAAGAAGAAUAUCACCUUAAAAAAUGCAUCCUAUGAAUAUGAAUAUCUAAGUACCUGGAAGUCAGAAGAUUCUACAAGCUUUUCACGUUCAUACAUUUUGGCUUUUUGGCAGCAUGACAUUUAAUCAGGCUUUGCAUCCUAUACAAGAUAUAUUUUCCUACUAACUGUGCAGUAUAUAUAUCAUAAAAUUGCUAAUAAAUAAACAAAUUAAUUAAUUA